Messenger RNA from Nematostella vectensis (starlet sea anemone), 1048 nucleotides. Its product is annotated as matrilysin. Gene Ontology annotation, biological process: collagen catabolic process; extracellular matrix organization; proteolysis. Gene Ontology annotation, molecular function: metalloendopeptidase activity; zinc ion binding. NCBI's taxonomy places the organism in Eukaryota, Metazoa, Cnidaria, Anthozoa, Actiniaria, Edwardsiidae. Bases 71 to 967 code for a protein of 298 amino acids. The transcript has 6 exons. The record is from RefSeq and is a predicted model, not a curated record. Gene Ontology annotation, cellular component: extracellular matrix.
GUACUUAAAAGAAGGAUGAGUUUGCUGGUAGGUAAGGAGAAUAGAUUUGCUUUCCUGCUUCCUGCUCGAGAUGAUGGUAAUCGCUUGGCUUGGUUUCCUAGCUUAUACGCUGCUCGUCUCAGCCGAUAAGCAUGACAAGGAGGGAGAUGCAAUGAUAUAUUUGAACCAUUUUAACUACAUCUCCAACACCCGUUCCGGAAACCACGACGGUAAGACUGCGAUCAAGAACUUCCAGCGGUUUGCCGGGCUUAAGGUGACUGGUGACCUGGAUGAGCCCACGGUCCGCCAGAUGAAAAAACCGCGGUGUGGCGACCCGGAUGUGGACGAUAAGGGGAAGCGUAGACGCCGUUACUUACUAGCAAGCAAGUGGAGAAAGAAUGCCCUGACGUACCACCUAUCAUACGGCAAGGACCUUCCCAACUUUGUACAAGACCGUGUGUUUGAAAAGGCCCUACAGUUCUGGGCUGAUGUAUCGAAGCUGAGUUUCUCACGAACUAGAUAUGUGUGGAAUGCAGAUCUCAAGAUAAGCUUUGGUUCUGUGACUCACAGAGGACCAGGCGAGAGUCAUUGCGCGUAUCCAUUUGACGGCCGUGGUAAGGUACUGGCACACGCCUUCUACCCUCCAAAUGGGCGUUGUCACUUUGAUGACGACGAGACAUACACAGACGGGAUAUCUGAUGGGAUCAACCUUCUAUGGGUGGCGACGCAUGAGUUCGGUCACGCCCUAGGUCUGGAGCAUAGUAACGUAAGAGGUGCGGUCAUGUUUCCCUACUACCACUCAUAUCAACCCAACCUUAAACUCCACGAUGACGACAUCAAUGGCAUACGGGCACUUUACGGUGCACUUGGCGAGCCGACCUGUGUAGAUGACUCUAAUUACGCCCGGUUCUGCUUGGGAUGGAAAGCGGACUGUAGCGACCAUACGUUUGUACGGCGGUACUGCAGAAAAACAUGUGGACUGUGCUGACUUGAUCAGUAGAUGAUGACAGCCAAAUAAAGAUGUGAUCAUUCUGAAAUGAAUAGAAAUCAAUAAAGAUUAACAAACAAA